AUGGCACUGGCACUGAGACUGUAUCGCUACUACGGCGCACACCCCUCGGCCAGCCCGCCCGUCCGCCCCAAGACUGUCGAAGCAAAGCAAUGGGAUCUGGCCACGACGGACGCGCUCGGUAGAACCAUCUCCGCCUCCUCGACAUCUGCCUCCUCAGGCCCACGAGUUCACAGCACAAUGGACAUUACCCGCGGCUCCAUGUCCAGCAGCUCCACCCAGAGCACAAAGGACGAUGCCGCCGGCCCCCCUAGCGACCCCUUUGUCCUGCGCCAUGGCCGACGAUACAUUCGGAGCGCUUCCGGCUACCCUCUGCCCUGCGACCUGCCCGAACUCCAUCGCCAGAAUCUACAAACCCUCCUUGCCACCGCCGUCUUCGGUAGAGCCUUGGGCUCCACCCCCUCGCAGCCGCCCCGAAAAGUAUUGGAAGUCGCCUGCGGCUCAGGAUACUGGUCCGCCGUGUGUCACGAAUGGCUGAGUGGGCAGGGCUACGAAGACGUCUCCUUUACCGGCUUGGACAUUGUGCCCUUGGCCGGAGACCUACAGCGCCAAGGCAUCGAUUGGAAGUUUGUGCAGCAUGAUCUGCGCAAGCUGCCGCUGCCCUUUGACGAUGAGGAGUUUGACAUUGUCGUCAUGAAGGACCUGAGUAUGGUGGUGCCUCUGGGAGCGCCGUCGCAAAGGACCCUUGACGAGUGCAUGCGCAUCCUCAAGUCCGGCGGCACGCUAGAACUCUGGGAGAGUGACCACAUUAUCCGGUCGAUCAUGCCACACCCGCCACCGCCGCCAGGCAAGAAUCCCCAGGACUAUGCCUGCGCCGUGUCGACGGGAACCUUUUUGAUCUCGCACACUACACCCUUUAUGGAUGUUCAAAACAAGUAUCUCCAAGACUCGAAUGCGUGGAUCCAAGAAGCCCUGGGCCGACGCAAACUCUCCCCAACUCCAUGUUCCCGCAUGUCGGAGAUGCUGCUGCAGGAAACGGAGACACUGUGUGAAGUGGAAAACCGCAGAGUGGCGAUUCCUCUGGGCGAACCGCGCUGGGAGCGCGAAGCGGCAGGCGAAACCCUGAAGCGGCGAGGAAGUGAUGCCGGGAAACUCAAGGUGGGCAGUGAAUUGGUCGAGGGCUCUAUUCUGACAAAGGAGCAAGCGGCCAUUCGGCACACGGCGCUGCUGGUGGUCAUACAGCUGAUUGAGAGUCUAGAACCACUGCUCAAGGAAGUCAGUGGUAAGAACCAAGAGGAGUGGCAGCGCUACUGGAACUCGAUGAUUACAGACUUGCUGGAGCAAAGGGGGGCGUCGAGCGGAGAAUGUCUCGAGGUGGGAGUGUGGUGGUGCAAAAAGGUGUAAGAUAUUUGAUAGCAUACCCGUGUCUGUUUGUCUUGUUUUUGUUGUUUUUGUUGGGUUUUCUGUUUGUGAUAUCCCUCCGGCCUCCGGACAGGCCACAGUUUU
Molecule: messenger RNA, 1443 nt
Organism: Exserohilum turcica Et28A
Lineage: Eukaryota; Fungi; Ascomycota; Dothideomycetes; Pleosporales; Pleosporaceae
Exons: 3
Coding region: 1-1341 (446 amino acids)
Source: RefSeq, a predicted model, not a curated record